AUGGUGAUGCCAGAGACCUGCAGCACCCUCUCCACGCUGGGCGGCAACCGCGCGGCUACAUCCCCGAUCGCCUUGCCAAGUUGCCUCGGCGCGCGCCUCCUCCGGGGGGACGGUGGCCAGGCUGGUGGCGUGGUGCGGAAGCGGGCCGUGCUGCAGUUCGCCUGCCCGAGGGCGAGGACGCGCGUCCUCUCCAAGUCCUCUGGCGCCGUGCGCUUGAGCAGCUGGAUGGCCACCACACCGUCCUGCUGGAGCCCACGGAGGCGGAAGCCAUGCUCGUGGAAGCACCCCCACGACGCCGACGCGCGACUCCACGCCGGGGGCGCAGGUGCGGCCCUGGACGACCCUGGGAGGUCUCUUGCAGCGUCUGGCCCAGAACUCCCAGACGUUCACGCCCACCCUUUCCGUUCGGCAGCUGAGGUCCUCCACGGGCUCCUCGACCUGCAGCGCCUCCGGCAGCGCCGCGCGACGGAGGGGGCGGCCGCAGCGCCUUGA
Messenger RNA from Prorocentrum cordatum, 492 nucleotides. Lineage: Eukaryota; Dinophyceae; Prorocentrales; Prorocentraceae. The record is from the annotation of a GenBank genome assembly.